Molecule: messenger RNA, 1504 nt
Organism: Ceratosolen solmsi marchali
Lineage: Eukaryota; Metazoa; Arthropoda; Insecta; Hymenoptera; Agaonidae
Gene: Atg6
Product: Beclin-1-like Atg6
Exons: 5
Coding region: 105-1397 (430 amino acids)
Biological process (GO): late endosome to vacuole transport; autophagosome assembly; mitophagy
Cellular component (GO): phosphatidylinositol 3-kinase complex, class III, type II; phagophore assembly site; phosphatidylinositol 3-kinase complex, class III, type I
Molecular function (GO): protein-macromolecule adaptor activity; phosphatidylinositol 3-kinase binding
Source: RefSeq, a predicted model, not a curated record
UGACCCUGUUUCUGAGGCGUCUGAUGCGUAUUUAUAAAUAACAGUUUUAUCCUGCAGGUUGUGUUCGUUGUUAUACUUCGUCGCUUGACAGGUAAACGACAAGAAUGGUGGACAUGAAAACUAAUGUGAAUUUUGCAUGUCAACGAUGUCUACAGCCACUGAGGCUAGAUCCAAGUUUCAAUCAUCUGGGGGAACACACAUUAGCUGAAUUAUCACUACCGAUUCAACAACAAAUUAUUGGAGAAAUAGAACCACAUAACAGUAGUUUAGAGCAUUUAGUACCCCCGUUUCGACUCACAGAAUCUGCAAAUGGUUCCAAUGGAUUUAUGUUAGUUGGCGAUUCGGGCGAAACGGGAAGCUUAAGUCAUCAUUUAAGGGUACGGGCAACGCUUUUUGAUGUAUUAAGUAGUAGUAGCUCUGCUGAUCAUCCAUUGUGUGAUGAAUGUACAGAUAGCCUUUUAAUGCUAAUGGAUCAGCAGCUAAGGCUCACAGAAGGUGAAUGGUCGGACUACAAUGAAUAUCUUAAAAAAUUAGAAGCCGAACAGGUACAAGAGGGUAACGAAGAUAUUGAAAUUGAAGCGUUAGAAAAGGAAUUGCAAGACGUUAAAGCUGAAGAAGAAAGAAUGAUAAGUGAAUUGAAAGCAUUAAGAAAAGAAGAAGCAGCAACAAAGAGUGCAAUCGCUCAUCAAGAAAGAGAAAAGGAAAGGUUACAGAGUGAAGAGGAACGAUAUUGGAGAGAAUAUUCACGGCAUAGAAGAGAUUUAAUUUUAGCAGAAGAUGAAUGUCGCAGCUUAGAGUGUCAGUUAGCCUAUGCAGCAUCUCAACUUGAAAGACUGAAAAAAACUAAUGUUUUCAAUGCAACUUUUCACAUUUGGCACUCUGGUCAUUUUGGUACAAUAAAUUCCUUUAGAUUAGGUAGGCUACCAAGUGCACCUGUUGAUUGGAGUGAAAUUAAUGCAGCAUGGGGACAAACAACUCUCCUUUUAACUGCUUUAGCUAGAAAAAUGAAUUUAACGUUUCAAAGAUUUAGAUUAGUGCCAUUUGGUAAUCACAGUUACAUAGAAGUUCUCGAUCAGCAUAGAGAGCUACCAUUAUAUGGUAGCGGUGGUUUUAAGUUUUUAUGGGAUACAAAAUUUGAUGCAGCUAUGGUUGCCUUUCUUGAUUGCUUACAGCAGUUUAAAGAACAAGUCGAAAAGGGUGAUAGCGGAUUUUGUCUUCCAUACAGAAUGGAAAGAGGAAAAAUCGAAGAUUCUGCAUCAGGAAAUUCAUAUUCAAUCAAAAUCCAAUUUAAUUCUGAGGAACAGUGGACCAAGGCCUUAAAAUUUUUACUCACUAAUUUAAAAUGGGGACUCGCUUGGGUUAGUUCUCAAUUUACAAAAGAUGAUACUGAACAUUAAUCUCAAAUGAUCUCAUCCCACAAAUCAUUACCACAAAUGUGUUAUCAGAAUGUUUACAAAAAGGCUGUUCAAUGUACAUAUAUUCUGUUUGUAAAUAAAUCGAUUGU